CCCCAGUUCCGGUUUCGGCCUCUACUAUCCGGCUUCGGCCCCUGGGGCUCCUCGCAGACGCCUGCUUUCCCUGCUCCACACGGGCACCUCCUCCUGGGCGUCCGCCGCCGGCAUCCCCGCUCGCCCCGCCCGGGGAUGGGGCCUUCCACCGGCCUGGGCCGGCCCUCGUGGGACCCCCGGGGCGACUCGGCGCCCCCGUGACCACCCAGCCCGCCCAGUGCUGCGCCCCCCAGGAUGAAGGGCGGCGAGGGGGACGCGGGCGAACAGGCCCCGCUGAACCCGGAGGCCGAGAGCCCCGCGGGCUCGGCCACGUACCGAGAGUUCGUGCACCGCGGCUACUUGGACCUUAUGGGGGCCAGUCAGCACUCGCUGCGGGCCCUCAAUUGGCGCCGCCUCUACCUCAGCCGGGCCAAGCUCAAAGCCUCCAGCCGCACGUCUGCCCUGCUCUCGGGCUUCGCCAUGGUGGCCAUGGUGGAGGUACAGCUGGAGAGCGACCAUGAAUACCCGCCAGGCCUACUGGUGGCCUUUAGUGCCUGCACCACCGUUCUAGUAGCCGUGCACCUCUUUGCACUCAUGGUCUCCACGUGUCUGCUGCCCCACAUAGAAGCCGUUAGCAACAUCCACAACCUCAACUCUGUCCACCAGUCGCCACACCAGCGACUCCACCGCUAUGUGGAGCUGGCCUGGGGCUUCUCCACUGCCUUGGGCACCUUCCUCUUCCUCGCUGAAGUUGUCCUGGUUGGCUGGGUCAAGUUUGUGCCCAUUGGGACGCCCUUGGGCACACCAGCCCCCGUGGUACCUGCCUCCCAGGUGCCUGGGACUCUGUUACCACUGACCACCUCCCUUCGUCCAGCUUCCAAGGCGUUCUCCACUUCUGUAGCUCCAUCACGGGCUGAGCCAUCUGAGGCCUGCCCACCCCGGCAAGGGUGUGUUGCUGGAGGAGGGGCCCAUGGGCCAGGCUGGCAAGCAGCCAUGGCCUCCACGGCAAUCAUGGUACCCGUGGGGCUUGUGUUCGUGGCCUUUGCCCUGCAUUUCUACCGCUCCUUGGUGGCACACAAGACCGACCGCCACAAGCAGGAGCUGGAGGAGCUGAGUCGCCUGCAGGGGGAGCUGCAGGCUGUGUGAGGCCCACGUGCGCUACUGCUGUAAACACUGCCGCCCUCCUGUCUGCAAGAGGACCCCGGUCCGCAGACCCCAUUCCCUGCCCCUGCCUGGAGCCGCUUCUUGUGGCCACUCUCAGGCAGAGACCAGAUUCCUGCCUUCAGGGUCCUUUGGGCUGGGCCUUGGAGCAGCUUCCACAUUCCCAGGGAUUCUCCCUGUCAGUCUAUCCCAGUCUGUCUACUCUACAUCUGGGCUGGGAGGAGCAAGCGAGGAAGUAGCAGGUCUUCAGUCCAAGGAUCAUGGUAGGUAGAGGGGAGGCAGGGAGAUCCUGGUCAGACCUUUGGUGCUGACCCUUAGCCACUUACCCCUGUACAGGAUGUGGAGGUCAGAAGGUUACACACCCAGCCAGCUGCCUCAGAAGGCAGUCAACCCUUGCUUUAUUUCUGUAGAAUCUACUUUGUGGUUGGCAUUUGGGGGAAGCUUUCCCCCAUCUCCAGAUUUUGAUGGGUUCCACAUUCUUGCUUUAGCUGCUGUAGAGAAGGAUUUGUGUGGUUCUACCACAGACAUAGGUCCAGCCUUACCUAGGAGGAGCCUCCCUAUUUUUGGAGGUUCAAGUGCCUGCCCCACUGCCCUACACCCACACUUAAGCUUCUAUGUCUGGUUCUCACUCUCCUAGGCCAGGGCUGGAGAUCUUUGGAGACUGAGGGCCCAUGUGCCCAACCUGACUCCCUAGAAAGGGUCUUGGGGUGAGAAGGUUUUAAGGGAGAAGGUCCAGUCACUAGCCCUUGGAAUACAGAGCUAUUCUGGCACUGAGUUUUUGAUGCACCUUGUUUUGUAUAAUAAAAUGUGUU
Messenger RNA from Neomonachus schauinslandi (Hawaiian monk seal), 1952 nucleotides. It is a transcript of the gene ORAI3, whose product is annotated as ORAI calcium release-activated calcium modulator 3. Bases 235 to 1125 code for a protein of 296 amino acids. The record is from RefSeq and is a predicted model, not a curated record. NCBI's taxonomy places the organism in Eukaryota, Metazoa, Chordata, Mammalia, Carnivora, Phocidae. Gene Ontology annotation, molecular function: store-operated calcium channel activity. The transcript has 2 exons. Gene Ontology annotation, cellular component: membrane. Gene Ontology annotation, biological process: store-operated calcium entry.